CAAAUCCGCUCUCCCACCUUUUUGUGAAUCUGAAACGGCAUGACUUCUGCAACUGUUGGCCUUUCAUUUCGACGUGUCUGCAAAUUCAUGCUAGAGUUUAAUCGUUUACUUCUGUGAAGUGAUCCCUCCCUAUAUAUCCUUUGAUACCAAUCUGAAUGUCUUCAUCAUCAGAGAAGCCAUCUACACCUACUGUUCCUCAGAUAAUCUUGACAGAGGUACUAUCCUCCAACCAUCACCAUGAAUCAGAGCAUGCAACUCCGAAUUCCCCUGAAUCCUUGUCCCCCACACAUUUUCGAUCGUCUUCGUCAGCAUCGUCUGGUUUUCGGUGGAGUCCAGCCUCAUUGUCUCCAGUAGCUCCCGUGCCCGCUGCAACCAAUCCAGCGCCUUUACCACUCACAAGGGACCUGCUGCAAAAGAAAAAUAAAUUGGACAAUCUAUUGCCGAAUCGACCACCGUUUUUUAAUUCCACUCUUUCUGCUGUGGAUGAACGAGUAACGGCCGGUCUUGGCAUCUCCACCACAUCUCAUCUUCGUCCUUCGCUGUCCCCGGGUUAUCCAACAUCGUCUCUCUCGGAUACCGGUCUACGUUCUCGACGCCAUUCGGCUCAGUUGGAAGCGAUCGACAAAUCCAAACUGAAUUCACCACGAACGAGCGACUUGUCUCCAUUCUCUUGGACUUACGAAGCCGACUUGCCGAAAUCUCCUUCAGGGUUGUCGUUCAAUGAUCUAAAACUGACAUCACGCACCUCGUCGUUGACAUCCGUCACCGGGUCCUCCGUUCGAAAGAGCGAGUCCAUGCGAGCCUAUGAUACCCGAACCCAUCAUUACAUGCGAACACAUCCUUCUCCAUUGAGACUGAACCGCCAUCACAUGCCUACGAUAUCGCACAUGUCAGAAAUGUCUCAGCGACGACGAAAACAUCGACUGGUCGAAAUACUGUUUGGCGGAGCCCGACGAGUCAUCCAUUCUCGAGUGUCGGAAACCAAAGCGUUGGCAAAAUUGGACAAUGUUGAUUUGAUUCAUUGUUUAACAACCGAUCCAGGCCAAUUAUCCGAUACGACGCCACCUUACUCAGCACCACCUGAACCACCCUCCAAACUCAAUUCGUCGCCCAAAGCGAGUAUGGUGAGCGACAAGCAAGGCGCCAUUGUUUUGUCCAAAGAUGGCAAUACCGAUCAACAUGAUCUGGUCUACCGCUCAGAAAAGAACGAGGCUGUGCCUCUUUCAGCCGGGGCCUCAUCGUCCACUCUCCACCGACAACUGGAUCGGAUUCGAUCUGCACCGGCUCCCUUGUACCGCCUGGAAGGUCGUUCCUUGCACAUCUUUUCCCCCACCAAUCCCUUGCGCUGCAUUGCAUGGAAGUUUAUCAGAUCAAGUUAUAUUGAAUCCUGGAUGUUGAUCCUCCUGCUACUGCAAUGGUUUGUGCUUGCUUGCGUCCCCAUCCUCAGAAAUACAGAGAAAACCGUAUUUGGGGCUCAUUGGUCCCAUUACAUUAUAUUCGCUAUUCAAAUCGUCUUUACAAAUGAUCUGCAAAAUUGUCGCCUACGGACUCAUUAUACCUCCCGAUGUUGAUAAACACGCUGUACAUAUCAUCUUUGAGCCCGUGGGUCGACUCAUCCGUAAAACCUUUUAUUGCACAUCCGAAUUGACCGAAGAUUCAUCUCCACCUCCCACAAGUUUCCCCGUAAAAAAAUCACACAACCGAAAUCACAAAGCUUAUCUCAACAGUUUCGGAAAUGCCA
Molecule: messenger RNA, 1741 nt
Organism: Radiomyces spectabilis
Lineage: Eukaryota; Fungi; Mucoromycota; Mucoromycetes; Mucorales; Radiomycetaceae
Exons: 3
Coding region: 156-1571 (471 amino acids)
Source: RefSeq, a predicted model, not a curated record